AUGACCACUUUCAAUUUGCUCUCUCUCCCCACUGAGUGUCUCACCGAGAUCUGCUCUCAUCUGUGUCUUCACUGUACUCUGCCCUUCCCUCGAUCCAUGAGCAUUUACAAAGGCUUUGACGAACUGCGUGCUCUCAAAUCAAUCUCUGAGAGCUGCCAAAGACUGCGAGCCAUUGCACAGCCCAUAUUAUUUCACGCUCUAGGCCCUCAGAACGAUUCAAAUGCCUUUCUAUGGCUCAUUGUCAGUCGCCCUGACUUGGGCGAUCGGACACGGCAAAUAAGAUUCAACUCAAAUUCCGGGGAGGACGUGGAGGUUCUAGAAGAUCUUGGAAAGAAGUUAAACUUGCUAUUACCGAACCAAACUUCCCCCGAGGGGCAUACUGCUUGGAACCUGGCUAAGCCCACGUUUGCUUUUGAGAUUCUGCUCUCCCUGUUGCCCAAUCUUGAGAGUUACACAACACCCAUUUUCUGUUAUGGUGACCAAGCAAACGAGAACACCGGACCUUUCAUGUAUUCUCAUCUCACACGACGAGCCGAACAUCUCCAUCCACGACCUGCACUUCCAUCCCUCCGAACGUUAACAAUAGCCAGUGGCUACCUUGGUCAAAGGGCAGACGACGCAUCAACACUGCAGCCGAUCGUUGCUUUAUUGAACGCGGCACCAAAUCUGCAUCGACUACGCAUUGUGCCAUUCUUCGAAGGACAUAUAUUCACAUUGGAUAACUUAUCGGAUGAAGCAUUGCAAAAGGUGAAGGUGAUGGACUUUUUGCACUUCCCCUUGACGUCGUGGAACGGCGAAAAUACAAACGCCGAAAUUCAGACUUUCGCCAGCCUAUGCCCUCGGUUAGAAGAGGUCAAUCUGUGUACUGAGUCUGACAGCAAUCCGUAUGCUGAACAUCGAGAGUUCUCACCGACUCAGAUCAUUUUAGCUCUUAGCAGAGCCAGUGCGACGCUGAAGCGCAUUGACAUUGACACAAGCGAUUCAGCUGUGACCACUGACCACGCCAAUUUAGACUCGGCUCUUUCAAGCCUAGAAUGUCUGGAGAGUUUAUCUUUGGAUGAGCAAAGCUUUUGCCACCACGGGCUGCAGGAGCCUAAUUUGAUGACGCAAGAGCACAAUGAUGCUAGCUGCAUUUCGAGUAUCUUGCCCGACACUGUCAAACACCUUUCUAUUAAGCUGGGGAAAAGCCUCAGAGCCAUCGAUGAUGUUGUUGAAUUGGGUGGCCAAGUUGUCGCUGGCAAGUUUACCAAUUUGAAUCUAGUUGACGUAGUAUUUGGCAAGUAUGCUGGCUACUCGGUGGACAUUUCUGAUGCUCAACGGGGUGUUAUUCUGGGGGCUUUCAAGGAUACUCCAGUCAAUGUUUAUUUUCGCUACGUGGCACACGAUACCGCUUAG
Molecule: messenger RNA, 1395 nt
Organism: Pochonia chlamydosporia 170
Lineage: Eukaryota; Fungi; Ascomycota; Sordariomycetes; Hypocreales; Clavicipitaceae
Exons: 1
Coding region: 1-1395 (464 amino acids)
Source: RefSeq, a predicted model, not a curated record